UAGAAGGCCAACUCCGCCCGCCUGAGUCACGGCUGGAGCCGGGGAGGAGCCGGGGAAAGGCAGCCCCUGCCCAGAGCGCAGCCAGCGGCCGCAGGGAGAGCAGCCAGGGCGGGCUGGAACCAUGGGGGAGAGCGCGCUGGAGUCCGGGCCUGUGCCAGCGGUGCCGGGCGGCCCGGUGCACGCGGUGACCGUGGUGACCCUGCUGGAGAAACUGGCCACCAUGCUGGAGGCGCUGCGGGAGCGGCAGGGGGGCUUGGCCCAGCGGCAGGGCGGCCUGGCGGGCUCCGUGCGCCGCAUCCAGAGCGGCCUGGGCGCGCUGAGCAGCAGCCACGACACCACGAGCCACACGCUGGCGCAGCUGUUGGCCAAGGCGGAGCGCGUGGGCUCGCACGCCCACGUGGCCCAGGAGCGCGCGGUGCACCGCGCCGCCCAGGUGACCCGCCUGGAGGCCAACCACGGGCUGCUGGUGGCGCGCGGGAAGCUCCACGUCCUGCUCUUCAAGGAGGAGGCUGAAAUCCCAGCCAGCGCCUUCCAGAAAGCGCCCGAGGCCCUAGACCCUACAGAACAACUCCAGCCUGGCCCAGAGCUGCAGGAGGCCGAAGUUGUGGAGAGCUCCGAUGAGGAACCUGUGGAGUCCAGGGCUCACAGGCUGAAGCGCACAGGGCUGCAGAAGGUACAGAGCCUGCGAAGGGCCCUGUCAGGCAGAAAAGGCCCUGGAGCGCCCAAGCCUACGCCUGCCAAGCCACCUCGCCUGGGGCCUGGCCGGUAUGCUGAUGGCCAGCCGGAAGCAGCCCCUGAUCUGGAAGCCAGUCUGGAGCCUGUGCCUCUGCAGGCCACUGAGGAAGAUCCUGGGAGUCCUGCGGCUGCUGAAGCCGCUGUGAUCCAAAUAGAGAGUGUGGCCUGAUGGCUGUCUGUCUAUGCCUGCUCCCAAAAUAAGUCAUUCUCUCCAGUGCUGCAUUCACACCCAAAUAAGGAGUGAAUCCUACACUCACAGCCCGGCUCAGGGCUUUCCUUCCCCGCUUUUUCUCUCCAGCACUUUUACUCGGGAAAGAAAGCACAGCUUCACACACCUGCUUGCACACAAUAAAAGUGGUUUCAUCUAA
This is a messenger RNA of Erinaceus europaeus (western European hedgehog), 1103 nucleotides long. It is a transcript of the gene CAVIN3, whose product is annotated as caveolae associated protein 3. The transcript is spliced from 2 exons. The record is from RefSeq and is a predicted model, not a curated record. Lineage: Eukaryota; Metazoa; Chordata; Mammalia; Eulipotyphla; Erinaceidae. Gene Ontology annotation, molecular function: protein kinase C binding. Gene Ontology annotation, cellular component: caveola; cytoplasm. Bases 122 to 904 code for a protein of 260 amino acids.